AUGGAAGGCCCGCAGGAUUCGAUGUCGGUUUGGAGGAGUCAGUCGGAGAAGCCCCCCAGGAGGGUUUGGCAGCUGCCCAGCAUCAAGGCCAAGCUGAAGGACCGGCUCUUUGAAGCGCAGGAGGCCUUGCUGCAGCAGAGCAAGGAAUCCGCGGGGAAUCUGGCGGAAGACCCCACAAAAUUCACUAGGCAACUUCCCGGCGCGGCUCAAGCUCGAUAUCGAACCGUCCAUUUCGCUCCCAGCGACCCCAGCGAGACCAUGCCGUGGUACGAGGCGGCCAUGGGCAUGAUGCUGCUGCAGCGGGGCAUGCGCCUGGAAACUCAGCCGGUUCUGCGGCCCGACCAGAUGGCGGAUGCUCAGUACUGGGCCUUUGGCCCCGGCGCCGAGUCGCAGAGCUGGGGCUGCGAUGCGUCUCACCGGGACAGGAACUUCUCCUGGUGGAGCCAAACCUGGGCAGCGGGCUUCACCGCUUUGGCGGGGGAGCCCGCCUACACCGACCCCGCGAUCAAGACGGUCGAUGGCGUCUUCGUUUGGGACGCGGAGUACUGUUCGCUGGGCGGAUUCCUCGAUCUGCCAAAGGCGCUACUGAACAACUACUCUGCGGUGAUGGCAGUUGAAGAGGCUGCGUGCGCGCAAGAACCGCUGAAGACCCUCAAGCUCCAGGGUCUGCCGCUGAGCGCGGUGUUUGAGGAGGUGGACCUGGCUUUUGAGAUCCAGAGGCAGAAGCCUCCCGCACAGCGGGAAGCUCCUCUGCAGAAGGAGGGCGUGUUGGACCGGGUGAGCGCUUACCACUGUGCACGCGGCUCCUACAGCUGCAUGGUGCACUUCUGCUUGCACAACUUUUGCAGGGUGGGAGAUCGCAUUGCUCAAGGCAGGCAGUGCCGAAGCGAUUUCGGCCUCUUGCCCAGAAGCGUCACACCUCCGAAGUGA
This is a messenger RNA of Effrenium voratum, 930 nucleotides long. The record is from the annotation of a GenBank genome assembly. NCBI's taxonomy places the organism in Eukaryota, Dinophyceae, Suessiales, Symbiodiniaceae.